AUGGGAAAGGGAUGCUUGGAGGUGUUGGCGCUGCUCCUUCUCAGCUGUAUUUACUGCAGCGAGGAGCAAAGUCCACGUAGCUGUGGAUGCAGUUUACAGGUGAUUGCACUUAGUAAGAGAAGCAAGGAGGCUGAGACGGCUUUCCUGAGCGUUUACAAGCAAUUGCUCGAAGCUCCAGACCCCGCUCCUGUGCUGGAAGCUGCCCGGAGCCUGGAGGAUCGGCUGCAGCAGCUCCAGCGCCUCGACCCCGAGCCGCCUCCGCUGAAGGAUCUCAGCCGGCCCUGGAAGAAGCACACGGAGCUCUCCGGCACCAAAGAGCGCAGGGAGGGGAAAUCGCCGGCAGCCGAGCCCCCGCUCCCCGGCCUCGACAGCAAAGCGCCGAGCACCGAGACCUCGCUGCCCAGAAAUGAGGCAGACAAGCAGAAGGGCCUGCAGGAAGCUCAGGUCACCUUGGCCGCUCGGCUGGGGGAGGCAGAGGAGAAGAUCAAAGUGCUCCAUGCAGCGCUGAAGGCCACCCAGACGGAGCUGCUGGAGCUGCGCUGUAAAUACGACGAGGAAGCGGCGUCCAAGGCAGACGAAGUCGCCAUGAUCAUGACCAACCUUGAAAAAGCCAACCAGCGGGCGGAGGCAGCACAGAGGGAGGUGGAGAGUUUGCGGGAGCAGCUGGCGGCUGUCAACAGCUCCCUGCGCCUGGCCUGCUGCUCCCCGACGGGCACCACGGGGGACAAAGUGAACUAUUCCAUGUGCUCAGGGUCGAGGUUGGAGGCAGCUUUGGCUGCCAAGGACCGGGAGAUCCUGCGGCUCCUGAAGGACGUCCAGCACCUCCAGAGCUCGCUGCAGGAGCUGGAGGAGUCCUCUGCCAACCAGAUCGCCGAGCUGGAGGGGCAGCUGGCUGCCAAGAACGAGGCCAUCGAGAAGCUGGAGGAGAAGCUGCAGGCACAGGCAGACUACGAGGAGAUCAAAACAGAGCUGAGCAUCCUGAAGGCAAUGAAGGUGGCCUCUGCUGGCUGCAGCCUCCCCCAGGCAAGUGCCGUGGCACGUCCCGAGGCGCUGGCUGGGCAGUGCCAGCCCUGCCGACGGUGCCUCCGCCGCCUGUCCCCAUCUCUUGGCUCCUUGCAGAGCAUCUCGAAGGCAGAGGAGGCCCUGCUGCUGGGGAAGGAGGCUUUCUACCCCUCCCAGAAGUACCUGCUGGAGAAGCCCAGCCUGCUGACCAGCACUGAGGAGGAUCACUCCGAAGACGAGUCGGGAAAGGAUUCACUGGGCAUGGAGCAGCCAUACCCAUCCCCCCACCACGCCCCAACCGACGACCCCGCCUCUCCCACUCCCCUCCCGCCACCGCCUGGCCCCGGCAUGGCCCCCGACGGUCCCCGGACUUUCUCACUGUCCCCCUUCCCUGGGGGUGAGAGGCUUUCAGGGGACCCCAAGGCCCCCCACCUCCCUCUGCCCAGCUACAAGAGCGAGAGCAGCAGCGGGGGACCUCCCUUUCCUUCCUCCUUCUUCGGGGCCAAAAGCAGCACCGUGCACCCCGUCCCCGUGCCAGCCACCAGUGCCACCAGCCCGCCCGGCGAGCCCUCGGAGGGCAGCGCCGGCAGCUCCGCCGAGGAGGAGCAGCUGGACACGGCUGAAAUCGCCUUCCAGGUGAAGGAGCAGCUGCUGAAGCACAACAUCGGGCAGAGGGUCUUCGGGCACUACGUGCUGGGGCUGUCGCAGGGCUCCGUCAGUGAGAUCCUGGCACGGCCCAAGCCCUGGCACAAGCUGACGGUGAAGGGCAAGGAGCCGUUCAUCAAGAUGAAGCAGUUCCUCUCCGACGAGCAGAACGUGCUGGCCCUGAGGACUAUCCAGGUGCGCCAGAGAGGUAGCAUCACGCCACGGAUCAGGACACCAGAGACCGGCUCCGACGAUGCCAUCAAAAGCAUCCUGGAGCAGGCAAAAAAGGAGAUUGAGUCGCAGAAGGGAGGGGAGCCCAAAACACCGUCAGCAUCGCAGGCAGUGGCCAACGGGGCAGGCGGCAGCAGCUCGGAGGACGCCAUCAAGAGCAUCCUGGAGCAGGCGCGGCGGGAGAUGCAGGCACAGCAGCAGGCGCUGCUGGACAUGGAGUCGGGGACCAGCGGGCGCGGGGGGGACGCGGCACCUGCCGAGCGCUCCACGCUGGCCGCCGUCAGCCAGAACAUCGCCCCUGCCUACGUCAAGCAGGAGGAGGGCAGCGGGGCCAGCCCCGGCCCUCCACAGACGCCCCUGGCCGUGCUCUCCCCCGCCGCCUUCGUCCAGAGCAUCAUCAGGAAGGUGAAGUCGGAGAUAGGCGAUGCCGGCUCCUACUUUGACCAGCACUGGGCAUCGGAGCGGAGCCUGCUCAGCCGGCCCUACACCUCUGUGUCACCUUCGCUGUCCUCCUCCUCAUCGAGCUACUCCAGCAUGGCCAAUGGCCGGGGCUGGCCGCGGGGUGAGCCCGGCGAGGGUGGCACCAACGAGGACGAGCUACAGCCGGCGGAUGAGGAGCCCCAGCGGCUGUCAGAGAUGAAGGCAGAGGGAGCCGGAGCGGAGCCGGCAUCUGGUGGGCGUCUGUCCUACUACCCCACGUACGUGCCACGGACCCUGAAGCCAACGGUGCCACCACUGACACCGGAGCAGUACGAGAUGUACAUGUACAGGGAGGUGGACACGCUGGAGCUGACCCGGCAGGUCAAGGAGAAGUUGGCCAAGAAUGGCAUCUGCCAGAGGAUCUUCGGAGAGAAGGUGCUGGGACUGUCCCAGGGCAGUGUGAGUGACAUGCUGUCGCGGCCCAAACCGUGGAGCAAGCUGACACAGAAGGGUAGAGAGCCGUUCAUCCGCAUGCAGCUCUGGCUGACAGACCAGCUGGGCCAAGGGAUCAGCCAGCAGCCCACACCCUCCCAGGCCAGCCCGGCAGAACCCCAGCCGUCCCCCUCGCCACCCCCCAGCCCCGCCGAGCACUUGAAGGGCUGCCAGGAGCCUCUCACCCUGGCCUUGGAGAGCAGCAAGGAAAACCAGCAGCCCGAGAGCCGUUCAACACCUGUACUGAGUGGGAAGACGUAUCCCAAUAGCCAGGGGCCCGUGGGCAUCCAGGAGAUUGUCGCCAUGUCCCCCGAGCUGGACACCUACUCCAUCACCAAGAAGGUCAAGGAGGUCUUGACGGACAACAAUUUAGGCCAGCGGCUGUUUGGGGAGAGCAUCCUGGGCCUGACGCAGGGCUCGGUGUCCGAUCUCCUCUCCAGGCCCAAGCCGUGGCACAAGCUGAGCCUGAAGGGGAGGGAGCCCUUCGUCCGGAUGCAGCUCUGGCUUAACGACCCCCACAAUGUGGAGAAGCUGCGUGACAUGAAGAAGCUGGAGAAGAAGGCCUACCUGAAGCGCCGGUACGGGCUGAUGAGCGCCGGCUCUGACAGCGAGUCCCCCAGCGCCCGCUCCGAGUGCGCCAGCCCCAGCGUGCCGCCGCAGGACCUCAGCAUGCUCCAGAUCAAGAAGCCACGGGUGGUGUUGGCGCCAGAGGAGAAGGAAGCCCUGAAGAAAGCCUACCAGCUGGAGCCAUACCCCUCCCAGCAGACCAUCGAGCUGCUCUCCUUCCAGCUCAACCUCAAGACCAACACCGUCAUCAACUGGUUCCACAACUACAGGUCACGGAUGCGCAGAGAGAUGCUGGUGGAGGGCACGCAGGACAAUGACACGGACCCAGAGCAAAGUGGUGGGACAGCCAUACCCGGCCGCCGGGCCCCCCACAGCCCCGAUUCGGACACGGAGGAUCACAAACCCAUAUUGGUGGAGGGCGAGCCCCCCUGCGCCGCUGUGCCCGCGAAGGUCAAGGAGGAGCAGGGGGAUCCUGGCGGCUGGAGCCGCCGGCGGGACUCGCGCAGCCCGGCCGGAGCGGCCGAAGGGACCGGACCUCCCCAGGAGGAGCGGGGGGCAGCCCCCCACGCUGCCACCCCCAGCGCCAGCAGCCUCCCACGGCGGGGAGGCCGAGCCGGCGCCGCCGCUGGGGGACCUCCGCCACCGCCGCCGCCGCAUCCCGACAGCUCCCAGUCCUCCACAGGGUCAUCCCGUUGCAGUUUGGUGGUCUCCCCAACAUCACCCUCGGCAGCUUCCUCACCUGGCCUCACCGGCUCAGCCUCACCAGGACCAUCCUCUGCCGGGCCGGUCUCGCCGGCGCUUCCACCGGCUCCCGGCCCCCGGCUCAGCACCAGCGUCCAGCGGCGCCAUGAGAAGAUGGCCAACCUCAACAACAUCAUCCACCGCCUGGAGCGGGCUGCCAACCGUGAGGAGGCCCUCGAGUGGGAGUUCUGAGCCCUCCCCCCCACCCUAAAUAUAUAUAUAUACACCCCCACACACACAUAUAUAUAUAUAUAUUUUGAUAAAUGCAGUGUGCACCGAGAGGUGAUGAGUGGCCGGCGCCACGGAAGAGGAAUGCCCGUGGAAAAGAGGCUCCCCUCUAUGGAGCCCUCUCACACCUCUGGCUUUGUUUUAAAUGUGAAAAACUGGGAACAAUUUUAGAAAAGAAAAACAAAACAAAAAAAAACACAAAAAAAAUAUUUAUAGACCUCUUUUAGAUAUUUUAAUAAAAGGAUACUUUGGAAUUUAUUAACAGCUUAAGCUGCUUUGAUAUUAAAGAUAGCUAUAAAAUCAAGAUGAUGUAGCAGUCGUGUCAUUAAAUGUACACUGAAGUCUUGUAGUUUGCCACUGGAUGAGAUUAAAAACAAAUAAACAAACAAAAAAAACAAACAAAAGCAAACCAACCCACAGAAAAGACUUUUUGAGCAAAGCCAUCAAGAAGCACUAUGAGACUGACCAAAUUUAAGAAACAUUUGCGGUUUCCACCUGUCUGUAAGACACUGCAUCGCUUCUGCCCCAGCCAGAGACUGCACCCUAGUCCCUGAAGACUCUAAAGCCCCCAGUGCCAUCGAGUAUGUAUUUAGUUCUGGUGGUUCAUGUUUUUGGAAGCCUUUGUAACACAGAAUGUCCCGUGUGGUUGUAUAUGUUGUAGAAAUGUCUGCAAUAGCCUUCUGGAACAAGAUGUAGCAUGGUCCCAACACCGUCCCUCGCGCUUCCUGCAGCUCCCAUCCGGCGCGGUGUGGCUUGUG
This is a messenger RNA of Cinclus cinclus, 5084 nucleotides long. RefSeq names its product cut like homeobox 2 (gene CUX2). The transcript is spliced from 19 exons. The record is from RefSeq and is a predicted model, not a curated record. The coding region runs from base 1 to 4290 and encodes 1429 amino acids. Lineage: Eukaryota; Metazoa; Chordata; Aves; Passeriformes; Cinclidae. Gene Ontology annotation, molecular function: DNA binding; DNA-binding transcription factor activity, RNA polymerase II-specific. Gene Ontology annotation, biological process: regulation of DNA-templated transcription.